Messenger RNA from Geodia barretti, 243 nucleotides. Lineage: Eukaryota; Metazoa; Porifera; Demospongiae; Tetractinellida; Geodiidae. The record is from the annotation of a GenBank genome assembly.
GACGUGGAGGCAGGGGCAGGGGGAGGGGGCGGAGGGAAAACUGGGAAACUCUCGUCCGGUGCCUGGUGUGUCUGUCGCUGGCUCAUCUCGUGUAUGAAGAAAGACGAACCGGCCGUCGGGGCGACCACCUUCCAAAACACCACUCCCAGCACUCCUCCGACUGGACCCAGACACCACCUACUGUUACCAAAGGCACCGACUGACAAGAAGAAAUGCGUUGUGAUUGACCUAGACGAGACCUUA